Dreissena polymorpha is the source of this 792-nucleotide messenger RNA. RefSeq names its product carbohydrate sulfotransferase 1-like. Gene Ontology annotation, biological process: sulfur compound metabolic process; N-acetylglucosamine metabolic process. Gene Ontology annotation, molecular function: N-acetylglucosamine 6-O-sulfotransferase activity. NCBI's taxonomy places the organism in Eukaryota, Metazoa, Mollusca, Bivalvia, Myida, Dreissenidae. Bases 1 to 792 code for a protein of 263 amino acids. The record is from RefSeq and is a predicted model, not a curated record. The transcript is spliced from 2 exons.
AUGUCUUCGUUCAACAAAGAAGACAUUUCUAGUAUCCUGAGCAACCGUUCAAUUAUCCUGGUUAUAGCGUAUAUGCGCACCGGUUCCUCAUUGACGGCUUCGAUUCUACAGGAAAGCGAGCGGUCUUUUUAUGUCUUUGAGCCGCUGCAUAGACUAGGAGCUCGUCAGCGAUGUUUGGAAUCGAAAACUAUUAUCCUGAAGUUAAUUCGUCUGUCCAUUCAGCAGGCAAUCGAGCUUUUACCAUUCUUUCCUAACAUGAAGAUUAUCCAUCUAGUGCGAGACCCAAGGGCGAUAAUAAAUUCGAGACGAAAUGUUAUUCCGCAUGGACAGAUAAACUUCGAAGAGCUAACAAGACCAACAAUUUUCUGUUCUAGGCUGCAAAAUGAUUUAUCUGAUACCAAAGUGUUGAUGAAAUUUCAUCCGUCGAUAAUCAAGCUAGUGCAAUAUGAAGACAUUGCAGAACAUCCAUUAGAAGCUUCAAAAGAUUUAUAUGCUUUUGGAGGACUGAAAUUUGAUGACAAAAUCGUACGUUUUGUCAAAAGCCAAACUCAGUCUAGCUUAGACGGUUGUAACUACUGCACGCAGCGGAAGAAUUCUACUGCAACGUCGCUAGAAUGGAGGUCGGAAAUCAAACUAAAUGAAGCGCAUGACAUAUUUAAUUAUUGCAACAAAAGCAUGAGUGUUUUGGGAUACCUAGACCUUCCCGAUAACCAAACCCUACGAGACUUGUCCAAUCCCUCUCGGUUUCGAUACAAUGUUUCGAAAAUAUUGCUCGUCGAUGACAAAUUCUAA